Messenger RNA from Tricharina praecox, 1107 nucleotides. RefSeq lists its product as uncharacterized. The record is from RefSeq and is a predicted model, not a curated record. Bases 1 to 1107 code for a protein of 368 amino acids. Lineage: Eukaryota; Fungi; Ascomycota; Pezizomycetes; Pezizales; Pyronemataceae. The transcript has 5 exons.
AUGGCGACGAUCCUUCCAUCGACCUGCUCCGUACCUCCACACUCCGCGGUCAGCGAGCAGAGGCAGAAGUCACCAUGCCUCCCUGAAGACUCUCUCGUCCCUGCCCAACAGGCCAUGAUGUUCACAAAAAGUCCGCUGUUUCAGCCGACGAGCUCCGGUCAAAGCCAGAUACGUCCCUGCCGCAUUGAGCCCUUCCGCUGGAACAAGAACCACCUCGACGCAAUCGGCGCCACGUUGACCUUCGAUCUCCACCUGGACAGCUCGACGGCAUUGAAGCCCGCGUUCAUCGAUGCGGUACUGAACACCCUAUCGCCGUUCUCCAAGCUCUUCCGCUCGAUCCACCACACGAACGCACUGCAGAACAUCGCCAAGUCCUCCUACCGCCUCACGAUGAUCCCACCCGGUCCGCGCGACGUCGAGCCUCGCCGCUACGCCUGCGUCGAACUGGUCGAGCACGUACUGCGGUACUUCUGUACCUCCUACGAUUGGCCGCUCUUCCCGCUCAAGCUGCGAUACCAGGAGAUAACGGUCACGUGGGACCCGCGCGGGUUCAUCGGGUCUCGUGUGUGGCUGGUUGUGCCGCGCCGCCGCUCCCCCGACUUUGCCGAGGAGGCGGCGUACGCCGUGUCGCUGGCGCAGGAGUUCAUGGAUCGCGAUGCGCAGCAGGAGUUUGCGGUGUGGUUAGUCACAGUGCGCGCGGGAAGCGGGGCGGUCGUCAAAGCAACGGUGUCGGGGGCGCUGAUCAAGGCGCUGGAAACGAACGGACAGUUCGGAGGCGCUUACUAUUCGGAGGUUCUAAUCACACGUGGCGAAGCCUCGAAGGUGCCGAGCUUUCGCCAUCCCAGAGUGGUGGACGGCGUGGCCGCGUGGGGUCGGUGGGCGUGGAGGUCAUGGGCGUCGAGGCCCCUCUCCCGUCUCCCCACGUCGGAACGGCCACCGAGACUGUAUACGCCUUUGAGCAUCCUUAUACCCUCUCCCCCAUCUCCUCCCGUCGUCCUGGCCCCCGUCCUCGGAGUCGCCAUCAAUGCCAUCAUCAACACCGUCAAUACCAUCAAUACCAUCAUUGACGGCAUCAAUACCAUCAACACCAUCGAUAACAUCAGCUAA